GCUGGUGAUAAAGAAUGUAAUUUAAAAAAAAAAGAUUUAUGUUUUUUUAAAACGGCGUUUAUUUUUAGUUUCGUCGUUCCUUAAGUGUGGAAUAGUGAAGUGUUAUUUAUGUCGUUUUAUUAGAUUUUUUAUAGUAUUUUAUAGUUAUUACCGUGGUGUACUGUUUGACAUCAAGUAAGAUUAUAGAACUGCGUUGUCGGUAACAGGACAUCAUGCCGUUCAUCGACAUAGCAUUCGCGGCGGAGGUUAGCAGGUUCGAAGACCCGGAGUUCGAGGAGCACGCGCGCCGCAACUGCAAUGAGGACCCCCACACGAGACAACACGCGAUAGAAGAGCUCCGGAAUAUGGUGUACGAAAGAGGCGAAUGUCACCCGAGGCGCAUGGAUGAUGCAUAUCUUCUCAGAUUUCUGAGAUGUCGACGGUUCAUACCCGCUCUAGCGCACAAACUUAUGGUGCGCUAUGAAGAGUUUAGGAGAAAGAACUCAUACCUAUACGAUUGCAGCGCGUUUGGUCUGCAGAAAGUGAAGCAUGUUUACGGCGGCACGCUGCCAGAGAGCCCUAUCAACGGAAGAAUCACUCUCAUGAGGUUCGGUAAAUGGGACACAGAAGCUGUGCCAAUAAUGGACGUGGUGCGAUGCGCUCUCAUUAUGGACGAGGUAGCGGUGAUGCAGCCAAAGCUGCAGAUCCUCGGCGUCACCAUCAUUGUCGAUCUGGAGGGGCUGAGUGUGCGACAUGUGCGCCAUCUAACGCCCACCAUCGCGGGACAGAUCGUCAGCCUGAUGGGGGUCAACUUUCCUCUUCUUAUGCACGGCUUGCACAUCAUAAACUACAACUGGUUCCUCAACACUUUCUUCUACGUAUUUAAGCAGUUCAUACCGAGCGCCGCGUGGGGCCGCAUGCACUUCCACGGCUACGACAUGUCUUCCCUCCACAAACAUAUCGACCCAUCAGCUCUGCCUCCGGAAUAUGGUGGCACAUGUCGACAUGUUAUAUCCACAGAAGAAUGGCUAAGAAAAGUCAACAUGUAUAAAGACGAUUUUAUGGUCCAAGAGUUAAGGGAUCUCGGAUUCACUGUUGAGGACUAGGAUAAUAUAAAUUUAGAGUAGUCUACAUUCAAAAUGUACAUUUUGAUAAUAAGUGUAUGAAAACAGAAAUUAUGAUGCUUUAAAUAUAAUCUUGAUAACUUCUUUAGAAAGGCUGAAAUUAUUGUCCAAAAACUAAUAAAAACAUGUAUCUAUACCAAUAUUAUAAAGAGAAAAGAUUUAUAUUUUUGUAUGGAUUAAAAUAACUCAAAAACUACUGGGCCUAUUUUAAAAAUUAUUUCACCGUUAGUUAGGUAAUUUAUCUGUAACAUAGGCUAUAUAUUUUUUUAAUAUCACUCGGACGAGGUCGCGUGCAAUAAGCUAGUAAUUUAUAAUACUAUUAGUAUAGAAAACGAAGCGAUUUAUAAGAUUGAUACCAGCUCCUUUUAACCUAGACUGGGACCAAGUAAAAUUACGUUAAUAUUAUUCUGAAAUGACAAUAAAAA
This is a messenger RNA of Papilio polytes (common Mormon), 1528 nucleotides long. RefSeq names its product alpha-tocopherol transfer protein-like. Gene Ontology annotation, molecular function: phosphatidylinositol bisphosphate binding. The record is from RefSeq and is a predicted model, not a curated record. Bases 213 to 1085 code for a protein of 290 amino acids. NCBI's taxonomy places the organism in Eukaryota, Metazoa, Arthropoda, Insecta, Lepidoptera, Papilionidae. Gene Ontology annotation, cellular component: membrane. The transcript has 6 exons.